UCGCAUCCCGUUCCCACGGCAACCGCGGGGCGCCCGCGUCCGGGCUCAGGACCUCGAGGGCCCCGGCCCCGCCCCCACGCCAGCGCUCGCGGCCCCCAGCUCCCAAGCGCGCCGCGAGGAGGCCGCGUUGCCAAGGAAACGGGAGGACGCCAGGCAGCAGCCCCCCACCGCCUCCGCCCCUAGAAAGCCCUGCCGCCGCCGCGGAAAGCUGCCUCCGGGGAGGAGGAGGAAGAGGGACCGGUAGCGGGAGGGGAGACGAGACAGGAGGAGGACUAGAGCACAGAGACGGCCCCCGCGCGAUUGAUGGGCGGCCCCUCCGCCCCGGACCAGCCCGCCUGUCCCGCGCCUCGGGCCCUUCAGCCCGCACAGGUGGGGAAGGACUGACCCGGCAGGUUGGGGAUUAAGAAUCAUGUUGCAUGAAGCAAGGGACAGGCAGAAGUUCGUGAGUAAUGUUCAAUAUCUGCGGGACAUGCAGCAUAAGGUGGACUCUGAAUAUCAGGCUUGUCUGAGACGGCAGGAAUACAGAAGAGACCCAAAUGAGAAGAAACGAGAUCAAUUUUGGGGGCCGGAGACAAACUUGCUGAGAACCCGGUUUUCAAGUGGGUCAUCUCCCAAACAGGGUUCUGGUGAGGAGGACCCUCUAACUGAACCAAGACCAUCCACCAAGAGUUCUGCAGUUAAGUGUGAUUCCAAACUUCCAGCAAUUGACCAAACAUCAGUCAAACAGAAACGUAAAAGUACCAUGACUCCAAGGAAAAUGGAGAAAGCAGGUCCCAGCAAACCCUCUUCAGGUGAGGGACACCCAUGUUGGUGGUCGAAGGAGGAAACAGACCUACGAGGCCCUGCUGGCUGGGACAGGCUAGGGAAGAAAGGUCCUUGGGAAGGAAGAUGGCAUCCCUGUUCAGCAGCCGAGGCACCACAGAUCUUAUCAAGGAAGAGGAGGCCAAACCUGGGGAGACUGACAGUCAGCCCAGAAACGCAGAGCCCAAGAGUGCCAGGGGACAGAAGCAGACUGAAGGCGCAGGCCCUCAGGGGACCAGAUCCAGUAGUUCCACAAGAGGGCCCAACGUGGGCAAGUGACAGUAAGCUGAAGAGGCCAACUCGAGAGAGAAGAAACUUAGUCUCAUCCUCACAGCUAAUGACCAUGACUGAGAAUACCCCUGAGAGAGCCAAAAAAGGAGACCCAAGUGCUCUUUCCCAGAAUGAGCCGCAUCCAGGCCUAUCUCAGGCCUUCCAAGGAGCAAACAGCCCUCAGGUGUUAAGUGGGUCCUUGGGGCCACCGCUCCUAACCACCACCAUGGGAGGACCAAGAAGGGCACCAUUUAGGUUCAGAGAUGAAGAUUUUUAUUCCAUUUUAUCCUUAAACCCUGGAGGAGAAGGUGAUGACACGGAAGAAGAGACCCUCGUGGAGGAAGAACUUUUGUUGGUUGGUAUGCACCCACCUCGUUCUCCUCCCAAUCAUAAGAGAAGUCGAUUUCUUGGGACAUCGGCCACUCAGGCCAAAAAUAAAAAUUUUGAGGAAAACCCUGAAAAUUGCAAAGUUAAUUCUGUAAGAAGAAAUGAGUCCAGUCAGUCUAGUCAUGGCUCAUUAAGAAUAAACAAUGCAAUGGAGCCUGUGACAGAGACGCCUCCUGCUGGGCCAAGGGUGUUUGAAGACCCCAAGCCACCCGAUGGGGGGUCUCCUAAAGAGAAUGACAGUGGUGACAGUGAACAUGAGAACAGCACCUUUCCUUCAUGGGACACCAAAUCCAACACUAGUCUAGAUGGUGACCUCAAUGCUGAAAAUGUCUUUAGAGAUCGUACUUCAGUGGAAGACAGGCCUGGUACCCACGAUUAUGAAAGAGAAUGGCACACCUAUUUAAACAGUUCUAGUAAUUCACUUGACUAUUUUCUUUCUGGUAGAUCAACAGCUCCAAGAUCACCAGUGAAUUCAUCUUAUAACACUCCUGGAUCAUUCAUGCAUUCAGCUAUGAGAGAGUUUAUUCCAGUAGACUUGUCAACGUCAUCUACAUUCAUUCACGGCACAGACUCAGAGGGAAACUCAAGGUUUAAUGUUCGUCGACCACUGUCCCCCAUUAGAAAUAGGAAUCCAUUUGUCAGUGCUGAAAACCAUAGUUAUUUUCCAGUAAACAGUGCACAUGAAUUUGAUGUCAGGGGACAAGAUGUUACUUUAACAAGCCCAUCUCAGGAGGCUCCAUUAUACACAGAAGACCUCUUACUAAAUCCUCAAAGCAACUUGUCCUUGGUGGAGUCUUCCAGCUCCUCUCCAUCAAGAAUGAACUUACAAGGCCAUUUGCACGUGCCUGGGUCCGUGCAAGAAAACAUACCUUUUACUUUCUCUGCGGUCCCUGAUUUCCCAAAUCAAAAUGAUAAUGGAAACAGAACGACAGAGUCUGCUUUCAUGGAUGAAAAGGAAGCCAUUAAGAUAAAGGCAGACCCUGAGAAACUCAAGAGACUACAAGAAAGUCUCCUGGAGGAGGACUCGGAGGAGGAAGAGGGAGACCUGUGUCGCAUCUGUCAGAUUGCCGGGGGUUCCCCAACCAACCCCCUCCUGGAGCCUUGCGGCUGUGUGGGAAGCCUGCGGUUUGUUCAUCAGGAGUGCCUGAAAAAGUGGCUGAAAGUGAAAAUAACAUCAGGAAUGGAUCUAGGCGCCGUGAAGACCUGUGAGAUGUGUAAGCGAGGCCUGCUGGUCAACCUGGGUGAUUUUAACGUGACCGACUUCUACCAGAAGCACCAGCAAUCCCGGGCACAAAAUGAGCUGAUGAAUUCAGGCUUGUACCUGGUGCUGCUGCUUUACCUCUACGAGCAGAGGUUUGCAGAACUCACGAGGCUCAACUACAGCCGAGUUGUAAGAGAGAGGUUGUCAAGAAAUUACCCACAACCCAGACCGGAAGAAAAUGAAAAUUCUGAGCUGGGGGAUGGAAAUGACAGCAGCAGCCACGUUGUCUAGCAAGGGAGCUGGCCCCC
Molecule: messenger RNA, 2967 nt
Organism: Ailuropoda melanoleuca (giant panda)
Lineage: Eukaryota; Metazoa; Chordata; Mammalia; Carnivora; Ursidae
Gene: MARCHF10
Product: membrane associated ring-CH-type finger 10
Exons: 13
Coding region: 410-2950 (846 amino acids)
Molecular function (GO): zinc ion binding
Source: RefSeq, a predicted model, not a curated record